AUGUCGUCGUCGGUCAAGAGGGCCUGCGACGCCUGCCACCGUCGAAAGGUCAAAUGCGACGGCGUGAAUCCGUGUCGCAAUUGCUCCUCCGCCCAACUCGCCUGUACUUACCAUGCCAUUCCCCAGAAGAAGGGCCCCAAGGGCUCGAGAGCCAAGGUCAUCAGCGAGCUGCGAGAAACACAACGCCAAACCACCCUCUCCUCCAAAGUCGCGAACCGUCUGAACGGCAUCAACAGUCCCCCAUGCAGCCCAAACCUCGCGCCCACGCCCGGCCUCCUCACCAACGAGAUGGUCAAGGAAUGUAUCGAGUUCUUCUUCGCGAACAUGUACCCGACGAUGCCCAUCCUACACCGCGGACGCUUGGAGCAGCAGGCGUUGUACGCCGACCAGAAUGUCGACACCUACUGCCUCCUCACGUCGCUCUGCGCCUUCAUGAUGAUCCAACCGGGCAUGGGCAUCCCGGGUGACCCUCUUGGCCUCGACAGUCUGCCGGGAGCAAACCUCGUGUCAGGAAACCUGUUGAUGGAGGAGACGUUGCGCGUGCGGAAGAGCUAUGAUCACCUCGAGUCGCCGACCCUGAAUAGCCUCGUCACGAGCUACUUCUUGUUUGGAUGCUACUUUGGACUCGAUCUGCACAACAAGGCCUGGUUCCAUCUCCGAGAAGCCACCACACUCGCCCACAUCCUGGGCAUGCAGAAGGAGGAGACAUAUCUACAGUACGACGCGAUUGAGUCGUCGCGGAGGCGAAGGCUCUUCUGGUUGCUCUUCGUCACCGAGAGAUCAUAUGCCCUUCAACGGCAUCGCCCUCUGUCCCUGCAAGCCACCAUCUCUCUACCCACCGAGCACGACGAUCCAUCCGACACCCAAGCCCACCAUCUCCACGGCUUCUUGCACCUGGUCAACCUCUUCCGACCAUUCGACGAAGCCUUUGUUGCCAUCUGGAACAAGACCCGAUCAGAUUGUUCCCCGUCAUACCUGGCGGCUCUACAAAAGCAACUCACCGAUGCCCUCCCGACAUAUCUCAAUUCCACAGAGAAUCAAACGGCAGACCUGAGAACGAGCCAGCAGUGGCUCCGCACGAUGGUCUGGCAAUUGAGUAUGCAGAAUGGCUACCUGAGUUCGACAUGCGAGGAUCCGAGCAUGACAUUCCAAUACCCGGUCGAUAUCUCGAGAGAUCUCCUGUCCAUGACCUCCCAAUUCUCACAGCAGAGUAUGGAGGUGCAUGGCAUUGGUCUCAUUGAGAAACUAUUCGACGUGGCCUGCUCGCUCACCGACGUCCUGUCACUCCUCCCAGCCAGCCCUCAACCCUUCACUCUCGGACCCCGUGACUACCUACACCAAUUCAUGACCCUCCUGUCCGUCCUACGAAAUGGUGAUAACCGUUUCCUCCCUCUCCUCCUCUCCAAGGUCCAUGAUGUGCUCCCCACGCUCGCGAAUCCGAUGCUUCAGACCGUCCCCGACAGCCCGGCCACCAUGUGCGCCGAGGUAGAUAUCUUCGAUGGUUUUGGACCCAUCAACAUGGGGGUCGCCUCUAACUACAUACCCAACAGCUCGCCGUCUGACUACAAGAUGUCUCAACCUGAGUUCAAGAUCGAGAAUCCGGUGAUUCCGCCUUACGAUAAGAGGAUCGAGGAGAUCAGCUCUCCGACCCAUGGGCCAGAGAAUGGGGAGGCCCCCUUUACCAGUCCCCCGAUCAUAUCCCCGGGCAUGGAAUUCCCGGGCAUAAGCGAGUAUAAUCCGUUCCCGGACCUGAAUAAUCAAGGCAUGGGGAAUGGCUUCGAUGGGGUUGGGGGUCGGCAGGUUGAAUUCAAAAGGGAGUUUGAUGGGGCGAUGAGGUCUCCGUUACGACAGGAUAGCGUUGGCUCGUAUGGCCUGUCGAGUCCUGGAGGGAUUCAGAUACCGAGAAGCGUGCCGGAACAGUUCCACCAUGCGCAGCUGCAGAGGACGAAUAGUGGGGGUCAGGACAGGGGUAUGAAUGGGGUGGUGAAUGAAGCAACGUUCCGGUGA
Molecule: messenger RNA, 2007 nt
Organism: Amorphotheca resinae ATCC 22711
Lineage: Eukaryota; Fungi; Ascomycota; Leotiomycetes; Helotiales; Amorphothecaceae
Exons: 3
Coding region: 1-2007 (668 amino acids)
Biological process (GO): regulation of DNA-templated transcription; DNA-templated transcription
Molecular function (GO): DNA-binding transcription factor activity, RNA polymerase II-specific; DNA binding; zinc ion binding
Source: RefSeq, a predicted model, not a curated record